GAUCCAGCAGAGAAAACGAAAAAAGAAGUCCAGCUCCACAGCCAUUUCUGUCACACCCUGCAAGCUUUCGCAAAAAGUGUCCCACUUUUGCGCUCGAAAGUAAACGAAAACCUCACCAAAGUGUAGUUUAAGUGGCGUGCGUCGUGCUAAAAGUGGAUUUACCUGGAAUCGGUUCCGGGAUCGUGCGGAAAUCUCGCGUUGAAAAGUGGGUUUUCGGGGUAGCCAAGUUCUUCUUUUUCUUCUUGGGGUGGUGAGUGACUGCGGGUCCACACUCCAACAGCGCAGAAAUCCGUCGACCGUGGCACAAAGUGUGGCAGUGUGUUGGUGUUGACAAGGGAGAGACAGCCAGCAGCAGUAGGCGAGUUCAGUUGCAUCAACACAACGGAACUCCGACGGUGGUGACUCAUCUGUGACUCCUCUUCCGUGUGAGACAGCUCACGACUCCGACGACGGCGGCCGCCAUGGGAACCUUGGACUUUGGCCAGGUGGCCCUCAAGUGGGAUCCGAAAAAUUUGGAGAUCCGGACUAUGUCGGUGGAGAAGACGCUGGAGCCGCUGGUGCUGCAGGUCACGACCCUGGUCAACACGAAGGGUCCCAGCAAGAAGAAGAAGGGCAAAUCCAAGCGCGCCAGCGCUCUUGUUGCAGCCGUCGAGAAGGCUACCGACAUCUUCAUCGAGCGGGGCGAGCAGAUCGCGUACGAAAACCCGGACAUUACGCAGGAGAUGCUGUCGGCGGUUGACGAGGUGCGCAAGACCGGUUCGGCGAUGUCGAUCGCGGCACGCGAGUUCUCCGAAGAUCCGUGCAGUUCGCUGAAGCGCGGAAACAUGGUGCGUGCGGCGCGCAAUCUGCUCUCCGCCGUGACGCGGCUGCUCAUCCUGGCGGACAUGGUGGACGUGCACUUGCUGCUCAAGUCGCUGCACGUCGUCGAAGACGAUUUGGAUAAGCUGCGCAACGCGAGCUCGCAGGACGAGCUGAUGAACAACAUGCGCCAGUUUGGUCGCAACGCGAACGAGCUGAUCAAGCAGGCCGCAAAGCGCCAACAGGAACUUAAAGAUCCCCAGCUGCGGGACGAUUUGGCCGCGGCCCGUGCCGUGCUGAAGAAACAUUCCACGAUGCUGCUGACGGCGUCCAAGGUGUACGUGCGUCACCCGGAGCUCGAUCUGGCCAAGGUUAACCGUGACCACAUCCUGAAGCAGGUAUGCGAAGCGGUCAACACGAUCAGCGACGUGGCCCAGGGCAAGGCCACCUCGCCGCAGGACAUUUACGUGGGCGCCGGCGAGCUGGCCGCCGCUCUGGACGACUUUGACGAGGGCAUCAUCAUGGAUCCGCUGGCGUACAACGAAGUUCGCUCGCGACCCUCGCUCGAGGAACGGCUGGAGAGUAUCAUCAGUGCGGCGGCGCUGAUGGCCGACGCGGACUGUACGCGGGACGAGCGCCGCGAGCGGAUCGUGGCCGAGUGCAAUGCCGUUCGGCAGGCGCUGCAGGAUCUGCUGUCUGAGUACAUGUCCAACGUGAGUAGAACUACGAUGGGCACCAAGGAGCGCACGCCGGAGCUGGAGCGUGCCAUCGGCCAGAUGUACCGCAAAACGAAGGACCUGCGCCGGCAGCUGCGCAAGGCCGUCGUCGACCACGUGUCGGACUCGUUCCUGGAGACGAACAUGCCCCUGCUGGAUCUGAUCGAUGCGGCCCGUUCCGGCAACGAGAAGAAGGUCCACGAGCGGGCCGAAACGUUCACCAAGCACGCCGAGAAGCUCGUCGAGGUGGCCAAUCUGGUGUGCAGCAUGUCGAACAACGAGGACGGCGUCAAGAUGGUCCGUUACGCCGCCGCUCAGAUCGAAACGCUCUGUCCGCAGGUCAUCAACGCGGCGUUGAUUCUGUGCGCCCGCCCCAACUCGAAGGUCGCCCAGGAGAACAUGGAAGCGUACCGGCUGGCCUGGGAGAACCAGGUGCGGAUCCUGACAGAGGCCGUCGACGACAUCACCACGAUCGAUGACUUUCUGGCCGUUUCGGAGAACCACAUCCUCGAGGACGUCAACAAAUGCGUGCUGGCGCUGCAGGAAGGCGACGCGCUGGACCUGCGAAACACCGCCGGCGCCAUCCAGGGCCGGUCGGCGCGCGUCUGCAACGUCGUCGAGGCCGAGAUGGACAACUACGAGCCGUGCAUCUACACGAAGCGCGUCCUUGAGGCGGUCAAGGUGCUGCGCGACCAGGUCAUGUCCAAGUUUGCGCAGCGCGUUGACGUCGCCGUGGACGCGCUGUCCUCCAACUCGGCCAAGGACGUCGACGAGAACGACUUUAUCGACGCGAGCCGGCUGGUGUACGACGGAGUGCGUGAGAUUCGCCGCGCCGUGCUGAUGAACAGGAGCUCGGACGAGCUGGACACGGAUACGGAGUUUGAACCCGUUGAAGAUAUGACCGUAGAAACGAGAAGUAGAUCGAGUGCCCACACCGGCGAUCAGACCAUCGACGAGUAUCCGGACAUUAGUGGAAUCACAACGGCUAGGGAAGCGAUGCGAAAGAUGAACGAGGAGGACAAGCAGAAGAUCAUGCAGCAGGUCGAGCUGUUCCGGCGGGAGAAGCUCACGUUCGACUCGGAGGUGGCCAAGUGGGACGACACCGGCAACGACAUCAUCUACCUGGCCAAGCACAUGUGCAUGAUCAUGAUGGAGAUGACGGACUUUACGCGUGGACGCGGCCCCCUCAAGACUACCAUGGACGUGAUCAAUGCGGCGAAGAAGAUCUCCGAGGCGGGCACCAAGCUGGACAAGCUGACGCGCGAGAUCGCCGACCAGUGCCCGGAGAGCUCCACCAAGAAGGAUCUUCUGGCGUACCUGCAGCGCAUUGCGCUCUACUGCCACCAGAUCCAGAUCACCUCGAAGGUCAAGGCCGACGUGCAAAACAUCAGUGGUGAACUGAUCGUGUCAGGGGUAAUUCUCGACAGUGCCACCUCGCUCAUCCAGGCCGCUAAAAAUCUGAUGAACGCCGUGGUCUACACGGUUAAGUACUCUUACGUCGCCUCCACCAAAUACACCCGCCAGGGUACCGUCUCGGGCAGGAAUACCGCACUCCGGAAAAGGGUAUCGACGGACGUGUCGCUGGAGCUAGACGCCCUGCUUCGAAAGCAAGAACCCACGGAAGUGAAGAGAUCGCCGAUCGUGGUGUGGAAGAUGAAGGCCCCGGAGAAGAAGCCGCUGGUGCGCCCGGAGAAGCCGGAAGAGGUUCGCGCCAAGGUGAGGCGCGCCUCGCAGAAGAAAACUCAGAAUCCCGUACACGCUCUCUCGGAGUUCCAGAGCCCGACCGAUGCGGUCUAAGGGGACUAGGGGUCGGGGGCGAACUCCGCAAUAUUCCGACAAUUUAUGCUAUAAGAUCAUCCAAAAUCAUCAUCCUAAACAGAUUCCAAAAGUUGUCGAGGAAGGAAAGUCUAUUGCGUGCGCGAUUUGUUCCCGGAACAAAGCGGGAAGUGCGCAAACUUUUUUUUUAUCGGAAAAGCAGCAGAUCAGUCACAUGAGAGGGAAUUUAUUCCAAAUAAAUUUUUAUUUAUUUUUAUUGCGUAUAUUUUUUUAAUGCGACGAAACUGAACGGACUAAAAGCGAGCAGCACGCGAAAUAAAAAAAUAAAGUAUCGAUUAAAAUUAGGGUUGUGUAUUGAAAGAUUUGUGGAAUGAAAUAUUUGGAUCUUUAAAAACUCGAUUGGAGACAAAUUUUUAUAUUUUCAAAAAUAUUUUUCAUCGCGAGCUUAUAUUUAUUUUACACACUUUAUAUUGAGUAUAAGUUUUUUAUAUUCUCACGCAAAUAAAUGGUGUUAAUCAGUAUUCUAAAAAAAAAACAAAUAUAUUACAAGAAAAAAAACAAACAAAUAUUCACUGAUACAAAAUAAAGAGAAUCUUUCAAAUUGAAGCAUUUUAAUGUUAAAACUUGCCCGAAUUUAUCGCCAAAAUAACAGAGGAUAGACUACAUUUGAAUAAAGUUUCCAAAAAUUAGACAGAUAUAAAAAAAAAAACAAAA
Molecule: messenger RNA, 4004 nt
Organism: Culex pipiens pallens (northern house mosquito)
Lineage: Eukaryota; Metazoa; Arthropoda; Insecta; Diptera; Culicidae
Gene: alpha-Cat
Product: catenin alpha
Exons: 10
Coding region: 462-3311 (949 amino acids)
Biological process (GO): cell-cell adhesion; cell migration
Cellular component (GO): adherens junction; catenin complex; actin cytoskeleton
Molecular function (GO): structural molecule activity; actin filament binding; beta-catenin binding
Source: RefSeq, a predicted model, not a curated record